This is a messenger RNA of Acipenser ruthenus (sterlet), 5026 nucleotides long. Its product is annotated as transcription factor E3-like. The coding region runs from base 709 to 2445 and encodes 578 amino acids. Lineage: Eukaryota; Metazoa; Chordata; Actinopteri; Acipenseriformes; Acipenseridae. The transcript has 10 exons. The record is from RefSeq and is a predicted model, not a curated record. Gene Ontology annotation, molecular function: DNA-binding transcription factor activity, RNA polymerase II-specific; protein dimerization activity; RNA polymerase II cis-regulatory region sequence-specific DNA binding. Gene Ontology annotation, cellular component: nucleus. Gene Ontology annotation, biological process: regulation of transcription by RNA polymerase II.
UUCCCCUUAUUUCCCGGACACUCCUGCAGCGGUCUGUGCUGUGUGACAAAAAUAAGAUAUGAACGUUUAAUCUAAGAGGAAGGGGAAAAAAAUAAGAAAAAUUACUCGGAUCACAUGCGUGUUUGGCAGUAGCUAAAAUUGCAAAGCCAGCAACACGACCCAUAAUCUUCUGGGGGAAAAAAAAGCCUAGGGAAACAGCAAGGGGUGUAUAUGGUUCACACGUAAAAUUACAUCAAAUAUUGUAAUACCAAAAAAAAAAAAAACUGCUAUAGUUAUACUCUUAAUAAUAACGGCAGAGUUGGAAUAUGUUCUGUUCUUGAGCGAUCUUACAGCGAAUUAGGAACUGAAUGCAGUUUUCCAAUGAUAAAUAUUAUUUUUACUUAGUUUGUCGUCUGCAAACCGCCGUAACUUAAAAACCUUUAUUUUAAGAUCUGAGGUACCGUAAUUAUUAAAUUGUGCGUAUUCGAUUGGGGAAAAAAAAAAAAAACAACGCGCGUUUUGUGUCAGUAGUUUUUUGGAAAAUAUAUAUAUUUUGUUUUGUUUUUUUUCUACACGACCCGAGUGUUUUUACAGUCUAUUUUAAAAAGCGAGGGUGAAAAAAAGAGAUUUAAUUUUAUUUAUUUAUUAUUUUUUUGGUUUUUUUUUUUUUUUUUUUGUUAUCUUUUGUGGGUGAAGGAGGAGUUGCAUUGUUAUUAUCGACUUGCAGAGAUGUCUAACAUUGCCUCGGACCAAGAUUGUACAGAAAAGGGGAUGUUAAUUUUAUCGACUCAAGCAGAACAACAAAUAAUUAAUUUUGAUAUUCAGAAUAACAGCCAGCUGCUGUUACCCGGGCAACCAACGCAAUUAGCGCCGAACGCGCAGCAACAAACAGUGUUCGUUAUUCUAGACUCGAAUCCGGAUUCCGUCAACCUAAUCAGCUUGGAGUCUCUCCUUCCUGAAUCUGGGAUCGUCGCUGAUAUCGACGUGGAGAAUAUUCUGUUGUCCGGAGAGGAGUCAUUUUACCAGAUUAAGAGCCAGCCCUUCACAGCCAGCCCCUCCUCUCCCCCGGGCCCCGCCCAACCGGCCCCGCCCCCCGCAGUGAUGUCAUCGCGGGUGCUGCUGAGGCAGCAGCUGAUGAAGGAGCAGGCUCAGGAGCUGGAGCGGAGAGAGGAGCAGCAGGAGCGAGCGUCCAGCGCCCAGCUCCGCCCCUCCGACCCCUCGCCCGCCAUCAGCGUGAGCGCCCACCAGGGGCCCCGAGCCGCGCCCGCACAGGUCCCCGUCGAGGUGCUCAAGGUUCAGACUCACUUGGAGAACCCAACCAGGUAUCACAUCCAACAGACCCAGAGACACCAAGUGAAGCAGUACCUCUCCACCACUAUGGGCAACAAGGCAGCCAAUCAGAUGCUGGGGGCGUCGUCCUCGCCGCAGGCCAGCUCCGCCCCUGGACUGGCCCCGCCCACCAGCGCUCCCAACAGCCCCAUGGCUUUACUGAAUCUCGGAUCCAAUUCGGAGAAAGGGAUUGAUGACGUCAUCGAUGAGAUCAUCAGUCUGGAGUCCAGUUUCGCCGAUGACAUGAUGGGUUUCAUGAACUCUGGGCUGCAGCUUUCAAAUACACUCCCUGUCUCUGGUAACAUGAUGGAUCUUUACAGCACCCCCGGCAUGUCGCUCCCGACCAUCACCGUGAGCAACUCCUGCCCGGCCGACCUCGCCAAAAUCAAACAAGAGACAACCGACACUGACCCGAACGCCAGCGCUGGUUUCUGUGUGACGGAGGUCGAAGUCAAAGCGUUCAUGAAAGAGAGGCAGAAGAAGGACAGUCACAAUCUCAUCGAGAGGCGAAGAAGGUUUAACAUCAACGACCGAAUCAAAGAGUUGGGGACCAUGAUCCCGAAGUCCAGCGACCCGGAGAUGCGCUGGAACAAAGGCACGAUCCUCAAGGCUUCGGUUGACUUAAUCCGGAAGCUGCAGAAAGAGCAGCAGCGGUCGAAGGAGACGGAGACGAGGCAGAGGAAACUGGAGCAGCUGAACAGGAGCCUGAUGCACAGAGUGCAGGAAUUGGAAAUGCAGGCCCGACUUCACGGCCUCCCCACUCCUCCCUCGUCCCUCGGCUCUGGAGACCCGGUCUCUCAACUUCUCCUGCAGAACCAGAACCACCAUCAAACCAACACGGGCCUGCUCUCCUCCCCCUUCGCAGCCCCUCACACUGCCCCCAUAGACCCCUCCCUCUCCUCCCUGGUCAGCCCCGCCCCGGCCCUCGACCUGGGCUCCCUGAACUUCAGCGACCUUGACGACCCGGCGACCUUUGACCUGGGGCUGACCCCGGACGUGGGCCUGGAUGACAUUCUCAUGGACGAGGGGGGCCUCUCGCCCCUGAGGCGGGGCUCCGACCCCCUGCUUUCAUCGGUCUCCCCGGGGGCCUCCAAAGCCAGCAGCAGGAGCAGCUUCAGCAUGGAGGAGGACUCCUGACCCCUAGUGGUGGGAGGAGCUCAUUGCGGUUCAGAUUAGACAAAGUGGGGGAGGGGGGAUUAAAUCAAUUGAUCAAAACAGCGUAUAAACAAUCAAAUUAGGGGGCAACAGCAGCAGCAGGGCUAGUGUGAGUUUCUAACCCUGCUCAAACUCCUGGCUCCUGAUCAUUUCAAUAUUAAUAAUACUAGACUUCAUUGAGGGGAGCUCUGAACCCCAGGCCUGGGUGCAGCAGCAGCAGCAGCAGCAUGGCUAGUGUGAGUUUCUAACCCUGCUCAAAGAUCUCUUGAUCUCGAUCAUCUCAGUAUUCUCCCGAAUUUGUCAUUUUCUAUAUAUACUAUGUAGAAAUGUUAUGCAUACAUAUAUAUAUAUAUAUCCAUUUAGAUUGAGAUUUAGAAAUACCAAAAGAAACUGUAAAGUUUGAAGACGCUGAGAGAGACUUCUAGUGGAAACGUUUGCCGUUGAAUUUAUGAAGUUUCUUUCAGUGUUUCUAUUGAAGACGCUGAGAAAGACUUCUAGUGGAAACGUUUGCCAUUGAAUUUAUGAAGUUUCUUUCAGUGCUUCUGUUUGUAGAAUUUCUUUUUAAAAAGUUCAUUUUACUAUUGGCGGAGACGAGAGAGAAAAAAUAUAUAUACAAUAUAUAAAUAUAUAAGCAAAAGAAGGGUUUAUUUAGGGGUAAUAUUUGGUAAAUAUUUUCUAAAUUUUUAUAAUGAAUUCAAUUAUUUGUAAGCUACAACUCCCAUUACAGCUACCUUAUCAAUAACUGAUCAAUAAUAUUUGGGUGCAUAUAUACAGCGAAUGAUGAUGCGUACAGGAAGGAAAUCAUCACGGUAAUAAUUUGAAAUCAGAUUUUGACUCCGGUUUUUCAGACUUUGUCCCUAGUUACAAGUUAUUCAUCUCUCUCUCUCUCUCUUUCUCUCUCUUUCUCUCUCUUUUUAUAAUUCUGUUUUUUGGUUGUUUUGCUUUUUUAAAAUAAAACCCGACCUCUGUCCUGUCCCACAGAAGGGUCUGAAUUCAGUUUAAUUACAGCAACAGCAAUACACUAUUCUAUAUAGAGCCUUUCAUUACAAGAAUCCCAAAGUGCUUCACACACACACACACACACUGAGACACACACAGACAGACACACACAUAUACACACACACUGAGACACACACACUGAGACAUACACACUGAGACACACACUGAGACACACAUAUAUACACACACUGAGACACACACAUAUACACACACACACUGAGACACACACACACAUAUACACACACUGAGACAUACACACAGACACAGACACACACAUAUAUACACACACUGAGACACAAACACACACAUAUACACACACUGAGACAUACACACUGAGACACACACACAGACACAUAUACACACACUGAGACAUACACACACACACUGAGACAUACACACUGAGACACACAUACACAUACACACACAAGCACAAAAAUAAAGUUAAUUAAUUUGAUGAAAUUAAAAUUUAAAAAAGAGAUGCAAAAUGUGGUUUUUAAUUGUACAAUUUGAACAAGGUAAAAAAACAGCUUGAAAAAAAAUGGAACAUUUAAAACAAAAAUGCAAAUGGGAAUUAAAAAAAAAUCCUAAAAGGUAUAGACAAUGUCGACCCAGGGGACUUCUUUGACAUGAAAAAAGAAACAAGGACCAGGGGUCACAAAUGGAGAUUAGAUAAAGGGGCGUUCAGAACAGAAACUAGGAGGCACUUUUUUACCCAGAGAAUUGUGAGGGUCUGGAACCAACUCCCCAGUAAUGUUGUUGAAGCUGACACCCUGGGAUCCUUCAAGAAGCUGCUUGAUGAGAUUCUGGGAUCAAUAAGCUACUAACAACCAAACGAGCAAGAUGGGCUGAAUGGGGGCCUCCUCUCGUUUGUAAACUUUCUUAUGUUCUUAUGAUGUUCUUAAGACAGAAAAGCCUAUGCAUGAAAAAAUAAGUUUUCAAUCUUGAUUUAAAAACAGUUCCAGCUUCCCUGACACAAUACGAGACGUUGAAAGACAUUGAAAUGUAAAUUGCUGACUUCUUAGUGUUGUACGCCCAAAUUGGAAGAAACCUUCCCUUUAAGAGAUGUUGCUGAAUUUCCCUUUAAAAAUAUAAAUUGGCCACUAAGUGGCAGUGUGCGCUAUAAUAGACGUUAAAGGGAAUGUUGUUUUUUUGGGACACUAUAUUGAGCACCCAUUUUUUCUGCACGUGGGAGUCAUUAGUCUGACUUCUGUCGUAUUUUAUCAUUUUUUUUUAAAGACUUUUUUUUGGGGGGGGGGGUUGUAAGGGAAUUUAUAAUUAAAAAAAUAAAUAUCUAUAAAAAAAAUACUAAAGUCGUUUGUCUGCUUGACUCGGUCUCUUCUAGUUUCAAUCACACUGAUGAAGGCACUGGAUCCCAAACGCUGGUCUGCUUGACUCGGUCUCUUCUAGUUUCAAUAAUAACACUGAUGAAGGCACUGGAGCCCAAACGCUGGUCUGCUUGACUCGGUCUCUUCUAGUUUCAAUCACACUGAUGAAGGCACUAGAGCCCAAACGCUGGUCUGCUUGACUCGGUCUCUUCUAGUUUCAAUAACACUGAUGAAGGCAC